UCAAUGGGUUGUAACUUGUAAUAUUAACACAAGCUAGAGUGAGCAGAUCGAUCAGAAGAUAUGGCAUCUGAUGUACCAGCCAAGAAACCUCAUGCCGUGUGUUUCCCGAGCCCGGCUCAGAGCCACAUUAAAGCAACCCUGAAACUCGCGAAGCUCCUCCACUGCAAGGGCUUCCACAUCACGUUCGUCAACACGGAGCUCAAUCACAUACGUAUGCUCGAGGCCCAAGGUGGCCUGGGUUUCCUCGACAGUCUCCCAUCAGACUUCCAGUUCCUGGCCAUCCCCGACGGUCUCCCUCCUUCAGAUGCCGCUUCCACCCAGGACAUUGCCGCCCUAUGCGAGUCUGCCAGGAGUUUCAUGAAGGCUCCAUUCUGUGACCUAGUAGAAGGUCUGAAUGAGAGGGCUGCCCUGGAUACAAACUUUCCAGCGGUUUCAUGCAUUGUGUCGGACGGUUUCAUGACGUUCACGACACGUCCUGCCAGUGAGAAGCUCGGGGUCCCAAUCGUGAAUUUGUGGACUGUUCCUGCAUGUGUUGUCAUGUGCUUUAUGCAAUAUCCCAUGCUCAUGGAAAAGGGUUUUAAUUCCUCUAGAGAUGUUAGCAGUUCAACAGAUGGCUAUUUGGACAUAAUCGUUGAUUGGAUUCCAGGCAUGAAAAAUAUGAGGCUACGGGACAUCUCAAAUUUCAUUCGAACUACAAAAGCCGAUGAUAUAAUGUUUGAAUUGGCCAUUGAUGCCAUGAGCAGAGCCAAUGAAGCCACAGCAACAGUGAUUCACACUUUCGAACCGCUCGAGAAAGAUGUCUUGGAUGCUCUUCUGCCCAUGUUUUCCGGGCCAGUUUAUGCAAUCGGUCCAGCGUCUCUGCUUCUCGAUAGUAUCCCUGAAGAAAAAGAUCAUACGAAGCAUGUCGUUUGCAAUCUGUGGAUGGAAGAUUCGGAAUGUCUACGGUGGCUGGACUCGAAGGAACCAAGUUCUGUUCUUUACAUAAACUUUGGAAGCAUGGCGUUCUUGACACCGGAACAGUUGAUUGAGUUUGCCAUGGGGAUUGCUAAUAGCAAACGUUUGUUCCUAUGGAUAAUCAGGCCUGAUCUAGUGCAUGGGGAAGCUGCGGAUCUGCCUAAGGAGUUCGCCAAGAAUACGAAGGGGAAAGGUUUCUUGACCAGCUGGUGCCCGCAAGAGAAAGUCCUCAACCACCCAUCUAUUGGAGGGUUUUUGACACACUGUGGGUGGAACUCGACAAUAGAGAGCCUGUCUGCGGGGGUUCCGAUGCUGUGCUGGCCUUACUUCGGGGACCAGUGGACCAACUGCCGAUUCGUCUGCAGGGAGUGGGGGUGCGGAUUGGAGAUCGGGCACCAUGUGAAGCGAGAUGAAGUGGAGGAGCUUGUCAAGGAAAUGAUGGAAGGAGAAAAGGGAAAGGAGAUGAAGAAGAGGGCUAUGGAAUGGAGGAAACUGGCUGAAGAGGCAACGGCAUCUUCUGGCUCUUCUUCCCAAUAUUUGGAUAGGCUCAUCCAUCAUAUCCUAUCAAGAUAAUUCAUGUUCACAUAUUUCAAAUAACAGUCAUAAGUAAUGCCAUUGCAUCAGCUUGUGCCGAAUUAUUGG
Molecule: messenger RNA, 1596 nt
Organism: Punica granatum (pomegranate)
Lineage: Eukaryota; Viridiplantae; Streptophyta; Magnoliopsida; Myrtales; Lythraceae
Source: RefSeq, a predicted model, not a curated record